UGAGUUUAGUGGUACGUCGUAGCCGUGGAGGUGCCCGGCCUGGAGAGAGCCUCAGUAUGGCAAAAAAGAGACGCAACGGAACCCGUGGCCAGCAGGCUCAUGGACAAAAGAGACGCAGACAUCCAACACUCAAGACUCUGAGGGAACCAGCAGUCUUUGCAAAAGGUCCAUACACUGAUACUGAUGUCCCCCAUGACAAAGUGACUUUAGCCCAGGCCCGGCGUGGCACUCCUGCUCAGCGGCCUGUGAGGGUUUAUGCCGAUGGAAUUUUCGACCUCUUCCACUCUGGCCACGCCCGUGCCCUUAUGCAGGCCAAGAAUCUUUUCCCCAACACAUGGCUGAUUGUUGGAGUUUGCAGUGACAAGCUGACGCACCAAUAUAAAGGCUACACGGUAAUGACGGAAGCCGAGCGUUAUGAAGCUCUCAUACACUGCCGCUACGUAGACGAGGUGGUCCGUGAUGCCCCGUGGACCCUCACGCCCAAAUUCCUGAAGAAACACAGGAUUGACUUUGUGGCCCAUGAUGAUAUCCCUUACACUUCUGCAGGAUCAGAAGAUGUAUAUAAACAUAUCAAAGCAGCAGGAAUGUUUGUAGCAACACAAAGGACGGAAGGCAUUUCUACCUCAGAUCUCAUCACACGCAUUGUCCGAGACUAUGACGUCUACGUGCGGAGAAACCUGCAAAGAGGCUACACGGCCCGAGACCUCAACGUUGGUUUUAUCAAUGAGAACAAGUAUCGUCUGCAGAACCAGGUGGAUAAAAUGAAAGAGACGGUGAAAACGGUGGAAGAGAAGUCGAAACACUUGGUUCACCGUGUUGAAGAGAAAAGUCAUGACCUCAUCCUGAAAUGGGAAGAGAAAUCUCGGGAGUUUAUUGGAAACUUCCUGGAGCUCUUUCGCCCUGAUGGACCAUGGCAUAUGAUCCAGGAGCGGAGCGGCCGUGUGCUCCAGGCCCUGUCGCCGUACCAGUCGCCCCGCACCUCACCCAGCAGCAGCCCAACGAGAGGGCGCUCUCUCUCACCUCCAGGCCUCUAAACAGGCCUACCAUACCUCUACAGCUAUCCAUCAGCUGAAAAAGGGAAUGUAGUGAUGAGCAAAUUUGAAAUUACCAUAAUGUACAACUCACAUUCUAACACAACAAAAACUCAAAUCCAACAAACACCUACUCUAUAUGGACAAAAGUAUUUGGCCAAACCUUGCACCUCCGAGGGUUUGAUUCCUGGCCGGACUCGAUUCCUGUCUCUGUGUGCAUAAAGUUUGCCUGCCCUCCCCAUACACACCCACCCCCACCCCCACCCCCACCCCCCAUGCUUGGUGGGUUUCCUCCGGGUACUCCAGUUCCCUCCCACUAUCCAAAGAUAUGCACAAACUAUAAAAAUAUAGUUUGAUGAGUUUGGUAUGGAAGAAGUGGCUUGACUGGCCCUAACACAAAGCUCUGACUUCAACCCCAUCGAGCACCUUUGGGAUGAACUAGAAUGGAGACUGGGGACCAGCUGGCCUUCUUGUCCAACAUCAGUGUCUGACCUCAUAAAUGCUCUACACAAUGAAUAGGAACGAAUUCCCACAGAAACACUUCCUGUGGAGAACCUUCCAAGAAGAGUGGAAACUGUUAUAGCUG
Messenger RNA from Clarias gariepinus (North African catfish), 1617 nucleotides. RefSeq names its product phosphate cytidylyltransferase 1B, choline b (gene pcyt1bb). The transcript is spliced from 8 exons. The coding region runs from base 57 to 1034 and encodes 325 amino acids. Gene Ontology annotation, biological process: CDP-choline pathway. Lineage: Eukaryota; Metazoa; Chordata; Actinopteri; Siluriformes; Clariidae. Gene Ontology annotation, molecular function: choline-phosphate cytidylyltransferase activity; phosphatidylcholine binding. The record is from RefSeq and is a predicted model, not a curated record.